CACCCAGGGAUCGUGAGAAUGAAGGGUCUAGCGAGAAGCUAUGUGUGGUGGCCCUUAAUGGACAGGGAAAUUGCUGAAAGGGUAGGGAAAUGCCAGGCCUGCCAGGAGUCCAGACCGCUACCCCCAACGGCCCCGAUUCGGGAAUGGGAGAGACCCCAGGGCCCUUGGUCUAGGAUCCAUAUCGAUUUUGCCGGCCCCUUCCACGGCCAAACCUUUCUGAUAGUAGUCGAUGCCUACUCCAAAUGGCUGGAAAUCAUUCUCAUGAGAUCCAUGACAGCCGAGGCCGUGAUUUCAGUCCUACGGCACCUAUUUGUAACCCACGGGUUGCCCGACACUUUAGUCUCCGAUAACGGCCCACAAUUCACGGCAACCCAGUUUGAGGGGUACUUGGCAGAGGAGGGCAUCCGGCAUGUCCUCUCGGCGCCUUUCCACCCUGCGACGAACGGCCUUGCAGAACGUUUCGUUCGGAGCGCAAAGGAAGCGUUGUCCAGAAUCAGGCCAGAUGACUGGCAAACAAAGAUCGAUACUUUCCUAGCUGUCCAACACAGAACCCCCUGUGUAGCAACUGGCCGCAGCCCGGCAGAGCUAUUAAUGGGCCGGAAACUUAGGUGCCCACUAGAUCGUUUAAACCCAAACUACACACCAGACGGUUACAAAGGGGCACACGGUAAAACAAGAGAGAUGACAGUAGGCGACUUAGUGUGGGCACACAACUACAGCGAGGGCCCGACCUGGGUAAAAGGAAAAAUCCUAGAGAUAACAGGACCAAAAUCAUAUCUAGUAGAGAUAGCGGAUGGCCGGGUAUGGAAGCGCCACAUAGACCAGAUAAGGAAAAGAAUAACCAGCAGGUUAGACUCAGACGAAACAGACCCUGACUACCCAAUGUGUGAAUCCACAGCUGACUCAAACCCGGGGCAAACGCGGGACUUAUCUGAGUUCCAGGAGGUCCAGCGACACCAACAGGCUCCUCCUGAAGACAGCAGGGACGACUCUGCAAAUAAUCCAGGGCCGGAUGGCCUAGAGGAGGAGCUGAGAGGAACAAACAGUCCCUCCGGUCAGCUCGACUCACUCCCAGAGAAUGAAUUGCGCAGGUCCGAAAGAGUCAGGAGACGCCCAGUCUACUUGCGUGAUUACGUAGAAAAAUAAGAUGUUAAUUUUAUGUAAAUAUUGGUAAAGUGUUUUCUGGGAGGGAAGGAGUGUAAUGUAUCUUUAAGAGUUUUGGAGGGAAAACUGAGCGGGAAAAAGCACGUUGCUGAUUGGUUGAAGCCUCCGGCUAAACUGUAUAUAAAGAGAGGUUUUUCCCAGCACGGGCUGCUGGGUUCACCAUAUAGUAAAGAGCUGUUGUCACUAUCCUGGUCUCCUGCCUCGUUAUUGCCCGGAUCUAACAGCGGAGACCCCUUGUAAUCCAAAAGGGAGCACUUGGAACUGGAAACAACCCAGGGGGCAGUUGAAAGCAGUUUUUCAUUCGUCCCCUUCCUUAAUACGCACCCUAUAAUAAGCCUCCCGCAAAUCCAAUUUUGUGAAAAUCUUCCCUUUGGACAGAUGGGCUAACAUGUCUUUCAUGAGUGGUAAUGGAUACACAUUCUCCAUGCAUAUGGCGUUCAAAUUUUUAUAAUCCACCACCAGUUGAAAAAACCCAUCUUUCUUUUCUCUAAACAUCACAGGGGCGGCUACUUGCGGCCUAGCCGGUUGGAUGAAGCCACGUUUUAGGUUUUUAUCAAUAAAGUUCCAUAGCUCCUCCAGCUCCUGGGGGAUCAUGGGGUAGAUUUUUGGCUUUGGAAGCUUGUGCACCCCGAGUCCAGAAGGGCUAGCAUUUUCCCAAGGGCCCCAGUAGAAGGUGCUUGUAGUUCCACUGGGAUGGUCAAGGGUCCCUGCCUUGGACUUACCAGGAGGUCCUUGUUGGAAUCAGUUUUGGAUUCGCUGUCAUCGGUGCCGGUUGGAGUUCCCAGUUCCUCCUGUUUAGGGGGGCGAACUUUACUUCCACUCUUUUUAGGGUGACCUCGCGGCCCUUGGCGGGCAGUUUGACAGCUCUCUUCCCACCACCAGAGUUCAACUGGGAUCCAAGCUUUGCGACACAUUCAGCUGCUCAGUGAUCAUCUUUUCCACAUCUGAAGCACAUCUGAACUGGACUUUGGCUUCGAGCUGGUGGGUCCCCCAGUGCCUUGUAGGGCAAGGAAGGGGCCUUGCUCCAAGUGCACCACUGCGGAUAUGAUCUCUAGCCAAAUCAAUCUCCACAUCCACACCCAGCACAUACCAGCCCUGCAGGUCGCGGGGGCCCCCAUAUGAGCGGCAAUCCUUAUAGACAUCUUCAUUGAGGCCAUCUUUGUAGUUUUCCAGCAAAGCUACUUCUGACCACCCUCUCAUGUAAGGCACUAGCUCGCGAAACUCCUGAGUAUACUCUGCCACCUAUCUCCGCCCCUGAUGGAUAGAUUUCAUCUGGAUUCUGGCCCUCCGCUCUCCCGGCGGGUGUGGGGGGGCUUGAAUCGUGCUCUGAGAGCUGCCAUAAACUGGUCAUAAUUUCUUAGUAAUGGGGAAUUUUCAUUGUGAAGGGUCACCUUCCAAUCAGACGCUACCCCCUCAAAAGCUCUGGUCAUGCAUCUCACAU
Molecule: messenger RNA, 2605 nt
Organism: Ahaetulla prasina
Lineage: Eukaryota; Metazoa; Chordata; Lepidosauria; Squamata; Colubridae
Exons: 1
Biological process (GO): DNA integration
Molecular function (GO): nucleic acid binding
Source: RefSeq, a predicted model, not a curated record